AUGGUUUGUACUCUACAUUAUGCUUACUCUACUAUACUUGGUACUCUACUACCAUCUGCCGUACUUCGCAGUGUUGACAGUUCGCAUUUCUCGAAUAGUUGUCUUCAAAUCAUGGGGAAAAAAAAGCAGGAGAUGUCCCAGGUAUAUGGAAGCAACGAGUUCAUAUUUGGAGAGCGGGGUGGCCGUGGGAAACAUCUAUCAUCUUUUUUGAAGAAUCUAUCUCUUACAGGCUCGUCAACUCGUUCGGGCGAGGCUGAAGACGAUGUCAAUCGCAACAUUUACGGAGAACUUUCUUAUGGUCCUGCCCAAUCUAUGCAACGAAGAAGCAGCUCAUCGGUAAGACUGUCUGGUAGGUCCGUCUCAGGACCGGUAGGAAGCUCAUAUGCUCACAUGGGUGUGCCUGAGAAGAAUCUCUCCUUGUACUCAAAUCAGUCUAUCGCCAAUUCAAAUCCCAGCUUAAAGAAAUCAACAAAAUUAAAGUACAAAGACUUAGAUGAUGACUGGGAUGCAGACUUGGAAAAGGUGGACGAGGCACCCGUGGCGAAGACCACAAAAAGCUUUUCAAAUAGCAACCCUCGCUACGACAAUCAGAUGCCAGUAAUGGUUGAUUCAUUAUAUCCGGACCUCAUACCGGUGUCGCAACCGGCUCUACCAGACAAGGACUCUAUGGACUACGAGGAUCUCAAGAUGAAGAUGGAAGUGAGUCGAUUGAAUCAACUCAACAGUAAAUACAUGAAGUUUCACAAGGUGCUAACUUCUGAUGCAAACAUCGACUUAACUGAGCUUCGAAAACUCUCGUGGAACGGGAUUCCGCAGGAACUACGGGCUUUGUCAUGGCAACUUCUCCUUGGCUACUUGCCUACCAACCAUUCAAGACAGCAGUCCACACUCAAAAGAAAACGUCAAGAAUACGCAGAGGGCAUCAAUACAGUGUCCAAUAUUGACCUAGACGAAGACGCAGCAAAUGCCAAUGCUGAAGCGUCUCGCUCCGAGUUGUCUCUCCCGUCCACCACAAGUUCGAACCGCGAUAAGCAAAUAUACCACCAGAUCAAAAUUGAUGUCAAGAGAACUAACCCCACCAUCAAACUCUAUGGCUACCCAGCCACUCAGCGGUCGCUUAGAAAAGUUUUAUUUUUGUGGGCCAUUCGACACCCGGCGAGUGGUUACGUCCAAGGUAUAAAUGAUCUAGUCACUCCUUUCUAUCAGAUCUUUCUUCAAAACUAUCUUUGGCAAUUACAAAAGAAAAGAACGGGAGAAGGUGAGGAGCUCUUCAUUCCCAACUUGCUCGAUGAUAAUGAUGAAUGCGAAAAGGCUAUUUUGGACGACCCUCAAUUGGCCAGGUUGUCAGCAGAUACCUUUGAUCCCGGUAGGCUUUCCAGUAGAGCUACAUUAAUCAUAGAGGCGGAUACAUACUGGUGCUUGUCAAGGCUUCUUGACAAUAUUACUGACAACUACAUUCAUGAACAACCUGGUAUUAUUCGGCAAGUUGGUGAUUUGCGGAAUUUGAUCUCCAAGAUUGAUGUGGAGUUACUACAGCAUUUCGAUAGCGAAGGAAUCGAGUUCCUUCAGUUCUCGUUCCGGUGGAUGAACUGCUUGCUCAUGCGAGAAAUUUCCAUCCCGCUAAUUAUUAGAAUGUGGGACACAUACUUGAGUGAGACUCCACUCGGGUUCAACAGUUUCCAUGUUUACGUAUGUGCGGCAUUCUUGAUCAAGUUUAGUAAUGAACUCAAACACAAGGAAUUUCAAGAGAUUAUUCUCUUCUUGCAGAACCCACCAACAAGUGGAUGGACAGAAAGAGAUGUGGAACUUAUGCUCAGUGAAGCUUUUAUUUGGCACAGUCUCUACAAAAAUGCAAGCGCCCAUUUGCGCUAA
Molecule: messenger RNA, 1872 nt
Organism: Meyerozyma guilliermondii ATCC 6260
Lineage: Eukaryota; Fungi; Ascomycota; Pichiomycetes; Serinales; Debaryomycetaceae
Gene: GYP1
Product: Gyp1p
Exons: 1
Coding region: 1-1872 (623 amino acids)
Biological process (GO): activation of GTPase activity
Cellular component (GO): Golgi apparatus
Molecular function (GO): GTPase activator activity
Source: RefSeq, a predicted model, not a curated record